Molecule: messenger RNA, 399 nt
Organism: Sugiyamaella lignohabitans
Lineage: Eukaryota; Fungi; Ascomycota; Dipodascomycetes; Dipodascales; Trichomonascaceae
Gene: MRP49
Product: mitochondrial 54S ribosomal protein MRP49
Exons: 1
Coding region: 1-399 (132 amino acids)
Cellular component (GO): mitochondrion
Molecular function (GO): structural constituent of ribosome
Source: RefSeq, a predicted model, not a curated record
AUGAGUGGCCUUAACAGACAACUUGCUAGACUAAACUCCAUUGCCAAGGGAGCUGGAUCCGUCAGGGUACCAACAAAUGUUACUGGACUCUCUCUUCGUCUCAGUACAAGGAGACCAGCCAAGGGUGCCAAGUCGUUCUGGCGUGAGAAUCUACCACAAGUCCAAUUUCACAACCCAUCAUUGCCUAUAACUGUCAAGAAGGUUACUGCGGAACAAGAAGCGGCAGGCGAAAAGAUUUCGUUAAGCAUUUCAUUUGAAGAUGGUACGUCGAAAUCGGUUGAGACCACAGAAAGGACUUCUGAACAAAUUCUAGAAGACUUUGUCGCUGCAUCUGGUGCUUCCCAAGUGCCCGAAAAUGAAAUCCCAGUUUUAAAACGUCCUUCAUUCCACGAUUUAUGA